AUGCUGCUGAGCCGGCUCACCUCCACUCCCUUCUCCGUGGACAACAUCCUCAGGCUGGAGGGUGAGCAGAACGAUGCCAAGACUCCGUCACAGUGGGAGUUGCAUAGGAACCCAGAAAAGCCUCAGUACCUAACAAUGGACCUGGAAUCCGGAGGGCCAGAGAGCGGCGACAGGGCACAAGCUGGAUCAGACCCUCUUCGGUUCCCCUGGGAGGCAGUCGUGGAAAUGGAGCCAGAGACUCCUCCGCGCGCGACCUCCCCGCUUGGAGCUGGGAACCCGAGGAUGGAGCGCGGCGCGGGCGACGGCGGUGGCGACAGCGUACACCGGGGCGGCCCGGAGCCGGCCAGGACGCGGCCGCGGCGGAAGCCCCGCGUGCUCUUCUCGCAGGCCCAGGUGCUGGCCCUGGAGCGCCGCUUCAAGCAGCAGCGGUACCUGUCUGCCCCUGAGCGUGAGCACCUGGCCAGCGCGCUGCAGCUCACGUCCACGCAGGUCAAGAUCUGGUUCCAAAACCGGCGCUACAAGUGCAAGAGGCAGCGCCAGGACCAGACCCUGGAACUGGCGGGCCACCCACUGACGCCGCGCCGGGUGGCAGUCCCCGUACUGGUGCUGGACGGCAAGCCCUGCCUGGGUCCUGACGCCCCCGCGUUCCCGGGUCCCUACGCGGCCACCGCGCCCCAUUCUUGCUUCGGCGGCUACUCGGGCACUCCCUAUAGUGCUAGCUACGCGGGCCGCUACACCGGCGCUGGCCCGGGGCCACUCACACCACUGGCCAGCUCUGGCUUCAGCCCAGGUGGCCCGAGUGCCGCCCCGCAGGGCCAUCUGCCCGCCACGCUACAGGGAGUCACGGCCUGGUGA
This is a messenger RNA of Peromyscus californicus insignis, 855 nucleotides long. RefSeq names its product NK2 homeobox 6 (gene Nkx2-6). The record is from RefSeq and is a predicted model, not a curated record. NCBI's taxonomy places the organism in Eukaryota, Metazoa, Chordata, Mammalia, Rodentia, Cricetidae. The transcript is spliced from 2 exons. Gene Ontology annotation, biological process: regulation of transcription by RNA polymerase II; cell differentiation. Gene Ontology annotation, molecular function: DNA-binding transcription factor activity, RNA polymerase II-specific; RNA polymerase II cis-regulatory region sequence-specific DNA binding. The coding region runs from base 1 to 855 and encodes 284 amino acids. Gene Ontology annotation, cellular component: nucleus.